Ustilago hordei is the source of this 2175-nucleotide messenger RNA. Its product is annotated as putative Protein VTS1. The record is from RefSeq and is a predicted model, not a curated record. The coding region runs from base 1 to 2175 and encodes 724 amino acids. Gene Ontology annotation, molecular function: protein binding; mRNA binding; translation repressor activity. Gene Ontology annotation, biological process: nuclear-transcribed mRNA poly(A) tail shortening; regulation of mRNA stability. Gene Ontology annotation, cellular component: P-body. Lineage: Eukaryota; Fungi; Basidiomycota; Ustilaginomycetes; Ustilaginales; Ustilaginaceae. The transcript has a single exon.
AUGUCCGACUUUGGCCUUUUGCGAUCUCCUUUGACACCUUCAAACAACUCUAUCAACCGCGCCAGCUCUCCUUCUGGAAACCGUCCCAUCACCAUGAACCCUCACGGUCGCUAUUCGCUCGGCAAGGGCGCAACGACCGAACAGAUGAUGCGUCUCGCCCAGCAGGGCAACGCCGGCCACGACAAUGCCAUUCGCAGCCCUUCCAUGGGCGGUAAUGCUGUCAUGUCUGGCGCUUCUGGCUCUCGCAAUCUUCGUCCCAGCUCUGAAAUGCUGCCCACCAUGAACCACCACGGCACCCCCGAAACCGAGGCCAUUGAUCGCUGGUUCGAGGACUUGCAGCACUACGAGGCCACUCUCGAAGAGAUGGCAGCUGCCUCGCUCGACCAGAACUUCAAGGAAGAGCUCAGUGCCAUCGAGCAGUGGUUCCGCGUUCUCUCGGAAGCUGAACGUACUGCUGCUCUCUACAGUCUGCUGCAGGAGUCGACGCAAGUCCAGAUCCGCUUCUUUAUCACUGUGCUUCAGCAGAUGGCUCGCAGCGACCCCGUCUCUGCCUUGCUCUCGCCCAGUCACCAUAACUCCUCUAUGGCCGACCAGAUGGAGGCCAAGCUCGCCAGUCUCGGUCUAAAGUCACCUAGUGCCAUGAAGGCUCCUCCGUCGCCUGGCGGAAACCGAGGCUACCGUCAAUCUUCGGAUGCCGCGGGCUUCCUCUCGCCCAACGUUGCUGCCAUGUAUAGCCCUGGCAAUGCUGAUGCCGCUUCCACCCUCGCCGCUCAGCGAGCCAAGCUGAAAGCCAACCGCACCUCGGCUCCCGGUACUUUGCUUGGCGAGAGCCGCAAUUCCUACUCGGGCGGUCAGCUCGACCAGGUGCAGGAACGAGGCGGCUCGCCUAACCCGCAGCAACAGCAGCAACACACGCUUUCGGGCGACCACUCGCGUCCCAAGUCGACCGAUCUGAGCAACAGCGUCGGCCGUUCGCCCCGAGCUAGCGGUCCCCUCGACGAUCAGCUCUCCCCCAUCACUGCCACGGGCAACUGGUCGAGCAUGGUCAACACCCCACUCGUGCCCAUGUUCAGCGACAAUGACAAGGCCGGCACUGGUGAAGCCAACGUCAAUCUCGAGACCGCCGCGGCUCAGCUUGCGAGCCUGCAACAGCAGCAACACCAGGGCAGUGGCAACGGACGCGUCAUGGUCGACCCCGAUAUGCCUCGAUACCGUCGUAAGAGCAACCAGAACCAGGCUGGUGGUGCUUACGGCCAGGGAGGCAACAUGUACGAUCAGACCAGCCCUGGUGUCUCGCCUAACAUCGGCAUGCAGUCCGGCUGGGGCCAGAACGACAACUUUGGUCGAGGUGGUCUCAAUGCUGGCUCCUCCGCUUUUGGUGGGAACAACGGUGGCAACCAGUUCAACAUCCCACCCAUGAGCCCUAACGCGCUUGCAGGUCUGCAGAGCCCCUCGGGCGGUCUUGCCAACCCUCUCAACAUGCAGAUGAUGAAUGCCAUGGCAGCCAUGGGUGGCUUCAACCUGAACAACAUGAACGCUGCCCAGUUCCUCGCAAUGCAGCAGCAGGUCCUGCAGAAUCAGCAGACCUUGUCUGUGUUGGCACAACAGCAGCAAUUGCAGCAGCAGCACGGUCGCAACCUCCGUUCUUUCGGUGGCGGUGCUCUCUCCCCUGGCAUCAGUGGCCAGGCUGGUGGACGAAAGAGCCCUCGAGGUGGAACCUCGCCCUCAGGUCGACCUGUUGCUUUACCCGGGUCUUCCAACAGCGGCGGAGUUGGCGGUGCAGGAGCUAGCAACAACACUGCUGGCGGAGGAGGAGAAGAGGAAAUCGCAGACUUGGCUACGCUCGAAGAUGUGCCUGCUUGGCUGCGCCAACUGCGUCUACACAAGUAUACCCCGAACUUUGAGACGAGCAACUGGAAGGAGAUGGUGCUCAUGGAUGACAAGAAGCUGGAAGAGAAGGGAGUCGCUGCUCUGGGUGCUCGACGCAAGAUGCUCAAGACGUUUGAGCUCGUUCGAAAGAAGUACGGCAUCAAGAUGGAUGGCGAGAACGAGCCUGGGUCUGGAGUUGCCGGCAGUCACAACGGCAAGGAAGCCGAUGGUGAGGAUGCGGGAGAGAGCAACGACGCCAAUGAGGUUGAUCGUGAACUUGGAGGUGGAGCGGCCAGCAAGGAGUAG